GAGGAGCUGGAGACACAGGAAGUGAGUGCAGGGAGGAGAAUGGAGGCUGCAGGCUGAGAGAAGAGACCUCAGGACAAUACACAACAUGAGGGCCCCCAGGAGCCACCGCCAUAGCUAGCCCCUGUGACAGCAGACAGGUACAACAUUUGCAAUGUCUCAACGCUACUCAGAUCCAUCAGUGGGGGAGAAAUCUUUUCUUCUGUUGGAAAAAAAUAAAUAUUUGGACCUUAACACCACCUCAAAUUCUUCAGUACAAAAAAAGACUGUGAACGCCAUGGAUAACGCAUCUUAUGUUCCAGAUCAAAAUCCCUCCCCAGUACAGGCAUCCCGGAUUAUACUGAGCACAGAGAGUCCGGCUGCACAGAAGCUUGGAACCCAACAAAUGAUCCCAAAAGGCUUGGCCAUUGCCUCCAGAACCAAAGUCCCAAGGCAUCACACCAUUGCUACAUCAACCUUUAGCAAAGAAUUUAUCCGCAUUGACCCUAAGCGGGUGUCUACACCUGACAUCUGUAUAGACUCCCCAGAAGAUGAUCCUGAAGGUGGUGGGACAUUAAAAAGAAAUUUAAGGAACCAGUCUUACCGGGCAGCUAUGAAAGGGUUUAAGGAUGAUGAUUAUGAACCGUUAAAGCCAGUCUCCUCCUUAAAGCCUGUUUCAGAAGAUUCAAAUGCACCACCUCCAAGGAGCCCUGGAAGAUCUAAGAAAACAUUUGCCAAGAAGAAAUUUCAGAGAAAUAUUCCUGGCUCCUUUAAAGACGACCCCAGGUUGUACCAAGAAUACAGAGAACGGGGGCUCAGCUCCAACAACCAUGAGUCUGAUGAUGACCUGCUGGAAGAUAACUCCGUCCAGGCUGAACCCCAACCUGAUGAUGCCAUCGUGGUUAAGAACUAUCGCCCUGCUCAGCUUAUCUGGAGCCAGCUUCCAGAGGUACAAGAAGCUGGAAUUCUGGAUAAAAUCUCACCAGAGGAACGCAAGAGACAAGAGGCCAUAUUUGAAAUAAUCACCUCAGAAUAUUCUUACCAGCACAGUCUUGGCAUCCUCUUCCGGCUCUUCAAAAAGUCUGAUGAGCUGAAGCAGACCAUUAAUGGCACAGACCACCAUCAUCUCUUCUCCAACAUUGCAGAUAUCCUUGAACGCAGCAAAAGAUUUUUUGAAGAUCUGGAGAAGCGGCACAAGGAUAAUCCAUACAUCCACGACAUCAGUGACAUUGUGGAGAACUACGCCUUAAACCAUUUCCAGCCAUAUGUCAUCUACUGCUCCAAUGAAGUGUACCAGCAGCGGACUCUGCAGAGGCUGCUAACUACAAAUGUGGCCUUCAAAGAAACGCUGAAGCAGAUUGAGAUGAAGCCGGAAUGUGGAGGUCUCCCUAUGUUCUCCUUCCUGAUCCUUCCCAUGCAGAGAGUUACUCGGCUCCCCCUGCUGAUGGAUACUAUAUGUCAAAAAGUAGAUCCUUAUUCUCCAGAAUAUGAAGCUUGUACUAGAGCACUGAAGGCCAUCAGCAAGUUGGUCAAACAAUGCAAUGAGGGGGCCCGGAAGAUGGAGAGGACGGAGCAGAUGUAUACCUUACAAACACAACUAGAGUUUGGGAAAAUCAAGCCCUUCCCUCUGAUAUCUGCAUCUCGCUGGCUCCUGAAGAGAGGAGAGCUCGUCCUGUUGGAAGAGGCCGGGGUAUUCUGGAAAGGCUUUGGGAGAACCGUCUGCUAUCUCUUCCUAUUUAAUGAUGUUCUUAUAAUAACAAAAAAGAAAAGUGAGGACAGCUACACGGUGACGGACUAUGUGAAGACCAAUGAAUAUGCAGUUGAUAUGAUUGACAAUGAAGACAACCAGAUCCCUGUGUCCUCAAAAACCGGGACCAUUGGCAACCGAAGUCCAACAGGGCUGUUUCUAUUCCAGAUUACAAUGAGGAAGAACAGUGAAGGACGAACGGAGCAAAUUGUGCUGGGAGCGGAAACCCUAAGUGACCGGGCACGAUGGAUUACGGCUCUUGAGGUACAGGAAGAAAAUAAGCGAUACAGCAGAUCCAAGACAGCAGGUUUGCGCCAAGUAGAAAUCACAAAGGCGUAUAUGGCCAAACAAGCCGAUGAAGUCUCCCUCCAGCAAGCCGAUGUUGUUCUGGUCCUCCAGGAGGAAGAUGGUUGGUAUCAGGGGGAGAGGUUGCGAGAUGGAGAAAGGGGAUGGUUUCCUCAGAGUUGUGCCAAGGAAAUCACCAACCAAAUGGCGGUGGAACGUAACGUUAAACGAAUGGAGAGGCUGAGGAUAGAAACGGACGUGUAGAUGAGGCGGGGAUGAGUGGAGCAUUAACACAAACUAUACGGCCGACGUCUCCACACAGCAGAACCGAGACGCCAGCUACCACGGCGGUAUUAUGUUUGCAGGAAUAUUGUUCCGGUUCACGAGACUCAGCUCAGUUUUCAAAUCAAGAAUCCUACAACUUUACCCCCCCAGGACUGGAUGAUGUGGUGCUCACCCGUCUUUCUCUGGUGUCCUCUAUUACUGAUUUCUGGAGUAUAAUUUCUCUUUUUAUCUGAGAUCCACAAUCUUUAUGUAUAUUUUUCAACAGAUCUUUUAAUUUUUCUAGUUUUUGUACUUUAAAAAAAAAAAAAUUUUAAUACAGAAAUGUAAAGAAUUAUCGGUAGCAAUAUUGCCGCAAUCAUUUUGUGCCUUGUAUGGAUCUGUAACAAGGCAGCCAUUGACAGCUGUAGGACGGUAUUCUGUGCCUGGGAUGCGUUUGUAUGAGGCCUAACUUUUGUAUAUAUUUUACAGGGGUUUAACUGAACCACUAUCGAGCGGAUAAGGAUUCUGUGUAGAUGCUGGUAUAUAGGAAUUGUGGCUUUAUUCCAGAGACUCAUGAUUCCCCACUUCUGUUGAGUGAAUAAAAUGAAUAGGAAUUUGCAGCUCUGGGUAGGAUUACUCUAUGGCAGUGAUGGCGAACCUAUGGCACGGGUGCCAGAGGCGGCACUCGGAGCCCUCUCUGUGGGCACCCGCACUCUGGAAAAAUCUAUGGUGUACCAAUCUGCCUUAGACUUCUAAUGUCAGUCAUUAGCGCAGGGCGCACUAUGAACAGCACAGGCAGCGCACUGAAUGUAGGCAGGCUACUAUAGCUGUGAUAAUGUACAUGGAAGAUAUACUAUACUGGACUGUAGUGUUCAGGGUACAUUGCUGUGUUGGCACCAAACCCUCCCAAAUCCUCAAUGAGGGUCUAACCAUGCCACAUAUGACGGUAUAAUGUCUAUGGGCUCAGAGCACUUACGCAAUAGGGAGCAAUGAGAUCAGUUUCGUCAUCUGUGUAGAGGCCACAUGUAAACGAGCUCUAACAUCCUGUUCCAGAUCCAACCUUCUCUGCCGAUUAAUUUCUUAAUAUGUCUCUGCAGGGGAUCCGGAGCGCCAACUGCUAUCUAGCCAUAGAAUUAAAUGUUAAUGUUGUUUGCCUAUAACCACCACUAGGGGGCCAUUAAUGGUUAUGGUUCUUUUUAUUUUAAUUUUUUUUAUUUCAACUGUAUGCAGCUAGCUCCCUCUAGUGGUGGCUUCAUUAUUAGACUGCUUGGUCUGAUUUUGGCCAAUGAUGAUGGAGUUUGUCCAAGGUCCCUGAUUUCAUGAUUUGAACCUUUCCCUCCUUUGUUUAUGUGCAAUUUAAAUUCAAUCUAUGUAUGUAUGUAUGUGAAAUCCCAUCAAUAAACAAUGCAAAUGUAUGUAGAACCAUAUAUGAUGCAUCUAUUGACAUAGCAUUUUAUUGUAGUGGAGCUGGGCGUGCGUAUGCAUGCUCAUGCAUGUAUAAAGGUAGGUACAUGUGUAUCUAUAGCUAUUGCUAUUUGUACAUGUAAAAAAACCUUCUAUUUAUAUUGUAUGUACCUGUGUGUGCAUCUUUGUAUUAAGCUGUGAUUUAUGAUGGCCCCUAACAAGUUUUCCACGGUGCCCUAU
Molecule: messenger RNA, 3916 nt
Organism: Bufo gargarizans (Asiatic toad)
Lineage: Eukaryota; Metazoa; Chordata; Amphibia; Anura; Bufonidae
Gene: ARHGEF16
Product: Rho guanine nucleotide exchange factor 16
Exons: 15
Coding region: 152-2272 (706 amino acids)
Biological process (GO): activation of GTPase activity
Molecular function (GO): protein binding; guanyl-nucleotide exchange factor activity
Source: RefSeq, a predicted model, not a curated record